AUGACACAGGACAUCUCCCUCAUCACAGGCGCGAGCGGCUUCAUCGCAAGCCAUGUUGUUCAACUGUUACUCGAAACGGGAAACGAAGUCCACGCGACUGUUCGCAGCACGAAAAACAGAAAGAAAAUCAAACACCUACUUGAUAUGCAAGAGAAAUGGCCCGGAAAGUUAACAUUAUUCGAAGCGGAUUUGCUGAAGGCUGGUUCAUUCGAAGCUUCAAUGAAAGACUGUUCGGUUGUUUAUCACAUUGCCUCGCCUUUCUUCAUCGAGAACAAGAUUCGCGACGGACAGAAAGAAGUCGUUGAGCCCGCUCUCAAGGGGACACAGCACGUCCUCGAUGCAGUCAAAAAAUGCGAGACGGUCAAACUUGCCGUCCUCACUUCAUCCGUGGCGGCUAUCUUCGGUGACAAUGCAGACGUAUUGAAUAUGAAAGAUAAAAGACUUUCCACCGAAUACUUUAAUACAACCAGUUCGGUUGAAUAUAAUGCAUAUCCAUAUUCCAAAGUUGUUGCUGAGAAAGAAGCUUGGAAAAUGUAUCAGGAACAGCCAUCCCCGAAACGCUGGAACCUCGUGACUAUCAACCCAGGCCUCGUACUAGGACCAUCCUUAUCACCAACAUCAGAAUCUGGCAGUCUAUCUUUGUUUGACCAACUUCUACGCGGUCAGCUUUUUCUAGGAGUGCCCGACAUGUGGUUUGCAAUCGUCGACGUACGAGACGUCGCAACCGCCCAUAUUCGAGCUGCUCGAAAUCCGGACGCUCAUGGGCGCUACAUUCUGGCGCAUAGCAGAACAUAUGGAUUCGUGGAACUUUCGCGUAUGCUUCGAUCUAUCACUCAGUCUUCUCGGAUUCCUCGAAACAAAAUUCCAAACGCACUUGUCCGUAUGUCAGGGCCUGUGCUCGGCUUAAGCCAGAAAUGGCUGAGGCUGAAUCUCGGUAUUCCUUUUGAUAUCGACAAUCAUGCUAGCUUGGAUCAGUUGAAUGUCAUUUAUCGACCUUUGGAGGAAACAUUGGCCGACCAUUACUCGUCUUGGAAAGCUGCUCAAGGUUAA
This is a messenger RNA of Penicillium hordei, 1050 nucleotides long. RefSeq lists its product as uncharacterized. Bases 1 to 1050 code for a protein of 349 amino acids. The record is from RefSeq and is a predicted model, not a curated record. Gene Ontology annotation, molecular function: oxidoreductase activity, acting on the CH-OH group of donors, NAD or NADP as acceptor. The transcript has a single exon. Lineage: Eukaryota; Fungi; Ascomycota; Eurotiomycetes; Eurotiales; Aspergillaceae.